AUGCUGUGCCAGGGAGAUGCUAUGCUAUGCCAGGGAGAUGCUAUGCUGUACGGCAUCAAGCCCCCGCGUGGGAUAUUAUUGCACGGGCCGCCCGGCACGGGUAAGACGUCGCUGGCUCGGGCAGUGGCGGCGGAGGCUGGGGCGGCGUUGUUUGUCAUUAAUGGGCCGGAGCUUGUGAGCGAGUUCUUUGGGGAAAGCGAGGAGGCUCUUAACGAGGUGUUUUCUGCCGCCCAGGAGGCUGCGCCUUCCAUUGUGUUCAUAGACGAGCUAGACGCCAUAGCCCCAGCGAGAACCCGGGAUGCAGAGGACCUCUCUCACCGCAUGGUGGCGGCUCUUCUCACCAUCCUUGAUGGCACCUCCUCAAGUGGUGGAGAUGGGGGGGGAGGACAAGGCGAGGGAAGAGGGGGCGGAAGAGGAGAAGGGGAAGAAGGGGUGGGAGGGAAGGGAAGGAAGGCGGUGGCGUUGGGGAGAGGGGUGGUGGUGAUUGGGGCGACCAACCGGGUGAAUGCGAUUGACCCAGCACUUAGGCGGCCUGGGAGGUUCGACCGAGAGGUGGAGAUUGGUGUUCCCACCCCUUCCGACCGCCUCGCAAUCCUCAACACCCAACUAUCCCGCAUGGCACACGCGCUGCCGGCCGAGGCCGUCCACGUCAUCGCCAGCUCAGCAACGCACGGAUUCGUGGGCGCUGACAUCAGCGCGCUGUGCUCUGAAGCUGCCGUGGCAGCCCUGAGACGAAUCGUGGGGGAGAAAGAGAAGCAGGGAGGGGCGAGACGUGGGGAGGAAAGCAGGGAUAGGGGCCAUGAAUGUUCUACCAAUGGUGGUGGUGCUGACGGUGCUGACAGUGCUGACAGUGCUGGGGAUGCAGAAGGCCCCUGUGGAGUGCGCCUGGCAGUGUGCGAGGAGGACUUUGAAGUGGCCAGGCGACGCAUUCGUCCCAGCGCUCUCAGAGAGGUGCGAGUGGCAGGGGAGGGAGGGGAGGUGGCAGUGGAGGUGCCAACAGUGCGGUGGACAGACAUUGGAGGGCUGGGAGGGAUCAAGCAAAGGUUGAAGGAGGCGGUGGAGUGGCCGUACACGCGCGCACAUGAGAUGAGAGCCAUUGGUGCCACCCCCCCACGUGGGCUGCUGCUCUACGGACCCCCGGGCUGCAGCAAGACGCUCUUAGCUAAGGCAGUGGCAACAGAAGCUAGGCUCAACUUUCUUGCAGUCAAGGGUCCUGAGCUGCUGUCCAAGUGGGUGGGCGAGUCCGAACGAGCCGUCCGAACCUUGUUCUCCCGAGCCAAGGCAGCAGCUCCGGCGAUUGUGUUCUUUGAUGAGAUAGAUGGUCUGGCAGUGGCACGCAGUAAAGCAGGGGGGGGGAGCAUCGGGAGGCGUGGGGGACAGAGUGAUGACUCAGCUGUUGCUGGAGAUGGAUGCGCUGGAGGUGAGCUGGCAGUGGAUGGGGAUGAGCUGGCAGUUGGUGGGGAUGAGCUGGCAGUGGGUGGGGAUGAGCUGGCAGUGGAUGGGGAUGAGCUGGCAGUGGGUGGGGAUGAGCUGGCAGUGGGUGGGGAUGAGCUGGCAGUGGAUGGGGAUGAGCUGGCAGUGGAUGGGGAUGAGCUGGCAGUAGAUGGGGGUGAGCUGGCAGUGGAUGGGGAUGAGCUGGCAAGGGCUGGGGAUGCUUACUGA
Messenger RNA from Closterium sp. Naga37s-1, 1662 nucleotides. NCBI's taxonomy places the organism in Eukaryota, Viridiplantae, Streptophyta, Zygnematophyceae, Desmidiales, Closteriaceae. The record is from the annotation of a GenBank genome assembly.